Effrenium voratum is the source of this 1230-nucleotide messenger RNA. The record is from the annotation of a GenBank genome assembly. Lineage: Eukaryota; Dinophyceae; Suessiales; Symbiodiniaceae.
GUUCGAUCUUGGAUGCCCGCCUGUGAUGAAAGGGAAAGGAAAGGGCCCGCCGCCCAAGAGCCUCGCCAAGCCUAAGAGCAAGGCCGGCGGCCUGCCCGCGGGGAAGCCGGAGAUCUUCGGGGUCUUCUUCACCGGGGCCAGCUUGCAGCGCAGCGAUGGGGCGUGGGAGGCGAAGGCCAUCCUCAACUCGGGUGCCUAUGCGCCGGCAGAGCACGAAGAGUUUGAGGCUCAGUGCCCUCUGCUCUCCACGCUGAUGAUGUUGGAGAUAGGGCGCCGCUUUGAGCAUUCCAUGUUCGAGGGGCACACCACCAAGCAAGUGCACGAAGUGAAGCUUGGGGAUGGGCGUUCCAAGCCGGAUGAGGUGAAGGUUGCCCUUGUGGAACUGACGGAGGAGGAACUGCAGGAGAGGCGUGCUGGCUGGAAUGAGGCGCUGGAGCGCGCAGGCGUCGGUGCAGACUGGGCCAGCCGUGCGGAGGCCUGGCUCGAGCGCCAGGCCGGGCGAGACGCCGCGCGGCAGAAGGCGCUGGAGGAGACGGCCCAGCGCUUCAGGAUGGUUAUUGGCCGGCAGCAGAAGCACAGCCCGGAGGAUCAUCAGAAGGUUGAGGAGGCGAGGCAGGCGAAGCAGGAAGAGCUCCGGGCCAAAGAGGAGGCGCGGCUGCUUGUGCAGCGCCGGCGCCUGGAGCAUUUCCGCAGCUUGCCGCCUGCGGAGCUCGGGGCGGUGCAGUGGUUGCAGAUGCGGGACCUCCACUUCUUGGACGGCGGCUGUGGCGGCGUGUUACUGGUGGACCUUGGGACGAGUUGUGUGGUGCUGAAGCAGCAGAGCAAGACGGCCGCCAGCGAGAUGCUGGCACAGGUUCUCGCAGAGACGCUGGUCAACGUGGCCCGCGCCAGGAUCGUGAAGCGUGGGGAGGAGGAGUUUGACGAGAUCCAGGCGCAAGCGGUGCGCUGCUGUGAGCAGGGCGCAGACAUUGGCCUGGCCUCGUAUUUCAUCCUCGGCCUGUCGCAGGAGGAGGGGCGCUGGCAGGCCAACAAAUCCAGUGUCAACUUCUUUGGGGUCCUGGAGUUCGUCAAUGGCCAUGCCCUCAUGGGUGUAGAAGGUCAACUUGCUUUGCAAGACCCUGGUGACCAAUUCCUGCAGGACCUGGGAAGACUCUGUGCCUUCGAUGUUCUGAUCAACAACUUUGACCGAGUGCCGUUGCCAGUGUGGCAAAACGAGGGCAAUUUCGGCAA